Molecule: messenger RNA, 3280 nt
Organism: Lates calcarifer (barramundi perch)
Lineage: Eukaryota; Metazoa; Chordata; Actinopteri; Centropomidae
Product: zinc finger protein 350
Exons: 2
Coding region: 272-1459 (395 amino acids)
Biological process (GO): regulation of transcription by RNA polymerase II
Molecular function (GO): RNA polymerase II cis-regulatory region sequence-specific DNA binding; DNA-binding transcription factor activity, RNA polymerase II-specific
Source: RefSeq, a predicted model, not a curated record
UUGAAAAAAAAAGCUUCGGGUUUUACUGCUGACAAAGUUUGUCCUAUCCCUAACGCCGUAUAUCCUCCGUCACGUGACCACGACCAUUUCCUGUUGCCAUUGUAAUACACUUCCAUAUUUUCUGCCUCAAGCAGCAACGGUAAUGUAAACUGCAGCGUCGAAACUGUAACUGCCGUGUGAUCUCCCCCGCACACACACAAAGUUAGUUUAACGUCUGCCCACGUCGCUACAGCCAGCAGAGGUGUCGGACCGGCGGCGGGAGGGGGGCAACAUGGCCAACUGUGUGGCUUUCCAGAGCAAGUUAACCUCGAUCAUGGAGAUGCUAGCUAAAGCGGCCGUGGUAGAAAUCAGCAAACUGUGGGAGGACGGCUUCGCCUUCGUGCAGGUCGAGCUUCGCCGGAGAGAGGGCGAGAUUGAAGCCCUGAACGCAAAGUUAAAACUGAUGGAAAGCGAGCGGCGGUCGGUCCUGUCUCAAACUCAGACUGCAAGCCUGUCAUCAUCAUCGUCUUCCAAGAGAGAGCAGCAGAACAAGCUGCUGCCGCCCACCGGUGAUGGGCCGAUUAUAGAUUCAGUCCAGACGCUAUGUUCUGAUCCGAGUAUUGCGGACAACUCAGCGAAUCACAGGACACCACCACCACCACCCACUCAGACAGAAGAGAAGCACUGCGAGCAGCUCAAGUCUGACCAUUGUGAACGUGACGACAUGGACGAUGAGGACUUAGUAGUCAAGCUGGAGGAUGAGGACGAUGUGCAGAUUGUGGAGCAGAUAGUGGACUCUGAUCACGGUGUUAAAGACGGAGCAGGUCACCAGGAGAUGGAUCUUAACCAUCAACCCCCUGAGGUCCUGGAAGAACAGGAGAGCCAGCAAUGGACGUCUGUUUCAGUGGGAGACAGUGACACUGCCGAUGACUCGGACUGCUUCUUCGAACCAAAGCAGCUGCCGCAAAAUCUGGACUCAGAAAUCCUGCUCAUUCAAAAUGCUUUGGAUAUUUUUGACAACUCAGCAGAGCCAGCAUAUUCAGACAGGUUUGUAAGGGAUAAUGGACAAGGUGCAUCGAGCAAAUCAAGGGCUUCUUUGACUUUUAGCCAAGCUCAGCCAAGUCAACCUGUAGAAGCAAUAAAUCACCCAGAGAGAGGAGUGUCCAUCAGAUUUCUCUCAGAGAAACAACCACAAACUAAAAACACGUCGGCUUUUAACCCAGACAGCAGAUUCUUUCUCUUAAACGACCCCGAACUUCACAAAACUAUAGCAAGUCGCCGCAUAAAGGAAAAGUGGUUCAUCUGUCCGUUCUGUGGGAAAAGCUUUGACCGCGUCAGCCAUCUGGAGAUUCACCAGCGAAUUCACACAGGAGAGAAACCAUACACAUGCGAUACAUGUGGCAAGUGUUUUUCUCAGCGGAGUAACCUUCGCACUCACCAGCGGACUCACAAAGAGGCUCUAUCCCAAAAUGUAGUUUGAUUUAAUAUAUUCGAAAGAGUAACAAAAGCUAAAAUGAUCUCUGUGGCAUUUUAUGUCUAGAAUAGUUAACAAAUUCUCUUUGUAUUUUACUAUUAUCGAAAAGUAAUGUAGCUGACUAAUUUUACUGUGCACUCUUUUUUUUUUAUUGUAACUUUGACAUAGCUUGGAUUGUAAGAACAAAAUUUGUUACUUGUGUGAACUCUUUGUAAAUCCAGCCAGUAUAGAGAUUUAUAAAAACAUGCAGGGACAGCAUCAAGCUCCAAGGACAAAGCUGAAUAUUGAUUUCUUAAGGUGACAGAAAAGGAUACAAUUCCUUCUUCAAUAUCUGACUGAUUGAUGUUGUGUCAUUGUGGAUCAGAAAGGGUUGGAGAACAAACCUCCAUGUAUGAUCACUGUAGACCCUCUGAUAUACCUUAGCAUUACUAUUUUCUUAGUCCAUUUUCAGAAUCUAAAUGGGCAAAAAAUAAUCAUUUUCUAACUGAUUUCCCAUCAACGGAUGGAAAGUGGACAUGGGACAAUCACAGUGCUUAGAUAUUCAGGCUGAUCCUACAUUGUGGUCCUUGUAAUACUGCUGAAAUGAGAUUCUGUAAGUUUUGUCACAGGUACAUUUCGUCAGUGUCAAUUGUGAGGCAAUAUCGUUCCUUUUGUAAAGGAAAGUCACGUCUGUCUUUUAGAAAAGGAAGCAGUGAAGCUCCUCUCUUUAGCGUUUUUAGAAUUCAGUGUUAUAUCAUUACAUUAUAGCUGCAGCUUUCAUACUUCUGGGUCACAGUUAGGAGCUUUCUAAAUAAGAAAAUACUUGGUAAACAUUCAGUAACCUCCUCUUAAGCACUCCCAGGGGAUCCCAAGGUUCUCCAUAACACACUGGGAGAUGUAGAUCUUCCUGUACGUUGUCUCAGGUCCAACUCAAGGUUUCCCUGUCAUCCAUACUUGGUUCACGUCCACCUUAAAUAUCAACAUUUAAUACAUCUACUCGCUCUCUUAAUACCACUCUGAUGUCUGUACAGUAAAUGUGAAGCUACAGCCAGCAGCUGGUUAGCUUAGCUUGGCAUAAAGACUUGAAACGGGGGGAAAGGGCUAGCCGGCUCUCUCCAACAGAACAGAACAGAAUCCAGCUCCUCUAAAGCUCACUAGCCUCAUAUUUACCACCCUGACAUGAGAGUGGUAGUUAACUUCUCAUCUGAAUCUACUGAACUGAUCACCCUGUCACACAGAAUGAGAAAAGCCGCCCUGUGAAAACCCACUUUUUAAAAACUUGUAUCCACAAUCUCAGUUAUUUCUGUCACCACUGAGCCAAUGAGGAUGUGAAGGUAAGAACAAGGAGAAACCAGGAAAUCACUACAGUCUAAUGCAGCAGCUGCGAUCAGCCUCGUGAUGCCCUUUAUCCUCGCACAAGGUGAAACAAGCUCAACCUUGUCCCAGGUUUCACUAAAGAACAAUUACUUUGUUUUUAAGAUUGCAUAUGCUAUUCUUUUAUGAAUAAACAUUUCGGCAUUUACAUGUCAGUUUUUUUUUUUACAGUUUCAUAGAAAACACAAGAGGAAUACAAAACAAUUUGCACACAACUAAUGGUCCUUUAAGUUUAUCUCCUGCAUGUUUCAUCCAGUUUCUUCAUUGCGGUGCACUGACAGUUUAAUAAUAUAGUUUAAACCUGCUCAUGGAAACCAGUUUCACCUGUUUUAUCCACGAACAUGUGCCAGUUUUCUAUGUGUCUACAGCCUUUUUGACCUUUUUGUAGUUGCAGGUAACUGUUACUAACAUCAUAAACAUGCAGGAGCUCUUAUAUAAACUGUAUAUACAUAUAUAUAUAUAUAUAUAUAUAUA